AUGACGCGGGUACUUCAAGGUAACCUGAAUAGAUGCGCUCUGGCGCAGAACCUACUGUGCCAGCGUAUCUUCGAACAAAAGAUCGAUAUCUGCCUCAUCUGUGAACAAUAUCUGCACACCAAAGAUAGUACAUGGUUUGCUGAUGAAUCAGGCACGGCAGCCAUUUGGAUCACGAAUUCAAAGAAGGUCACCGUCAUGGACAAAGGAAGCGGACCAGGUUUUGUCUGGAUCAAAACGCCAAUGACCUAUUUUAUCAGCGUUUAUCUUUCACCAAACGAGGGGAUCAGUAUGUUUCGCCAGAAAUUGGCGAACAUAGAGAACACUAUUCUUGAGUUUGACGGAGAAAUCAUCGUAGGCGGCGACUUCAACGCCAAAUCGACUGAAUGGGGAGCUGACCUUUCUGAUACCCGAGGAAACGAGGUUGCUGACGUCGCAGCAAGGCUCGACCUUGUAAUUCUGAACACCGGGAACUCCACGACCUUCCGAAGACCAGGGUUUCGAGAGGCCAUCCUAGACAUCACGCUAGCGACUCAAAGGAUAUCGAACAGAAUUAAGGACUGGACCGUAUCAGAGGAAUACAGCGGCAGCGAUCAUCAAAACGUGACAUUCAGCAUUCAAUCUGCGUCUGCUGCGAUAGUUCGACAUGAUUAUCAGCUGCGAAGGUGGAAUGUAAGAAAACUCAAUCUAGAAGAGCUGAGAACUUCUCUGACUCGAAGCUCAUCUACUUUCCAGGAUGAUCGGACUCCGAAUAGCCGCGAAGGAACGGAAAAUUUAGUGUCAACAGUGAUGGAACAGAUCGUCGCCGCAUGCGAGGCGUCUAUGCCACGGAAUGAAUAG
Molecule: messenger RNA, 837 nt
Organism: Homalodisca vitripennis (glassy-winged sharpshooter)
Lineage: Eukaryota; Metazoa; Arthropoda; Insecta; Hemiptera; Cicadellidae
Exons: 1
Coding region: 1-837 (278 amino acids)
Molecular function (GO): catalytic activity
Source: RefSeq, a predicted model, not a curated record